GUAUAGAUUUCCUGUUGAUUGGAAACAGUUGACAAGUCGGGGUAGAACGUGGGGGUGGGUGCGGUGCUUGGGAGGGGCGGCGGGGUACAUGUAAACAUAGAGCUACAGCUUCACCGGCAGUCACGUGACGCGCUCGCCGGGGGCGCAUCACUUUUAAGGGUGAAAAAAAAACAAGCAAAAAACAUGGAAUAAGUUUUCUACACCAAACCGAAUUUUCUUUUUUUUUUAUUUCUUUUUUAUUAUUAGGUUAGGUAGAUUUAUUUUUUUAUGUAUACAAUGUGUCAGUGUUUUGUUUGGAGCUUUUACACCUUAAAAGUGAUGGUCUCCGUGUGGCUCGAAACUACAUGUCAUAAAACAUAUUAUAGUGUUAAGAAAUGUUAUGUAUUGAAUUCACGUAAAUUGUAUAUAAUACAACAACCAAUUCGAAGAAUAUCAAUGCUACAACAUAUCAAAAUAAAUCAACAUAUCUAGGAAUAAUUAGCUAAUUAUAACCUAGUUUACUAUUAUUUAUCUAUUGUAAUAUUUUUAUUCAAUACUAGUAGAUUAGUGAUAGUUUACUCUAUAUAAGAAGCCUUCAAGAGAACAAUUGUCAAGAACAGGACGGUUUCUCAUUGGCGAGGCUCUAUCUACGUCUGAAAAUGUAGUACCCAAUGGGUGUAGAGGCUACGCGCAGUCGUAGCGUACCGAGUAGAGCGGCGCGGGGUGCUACACGAUCGACAGACGCUACGCCGCUGCUGCUACGCCAGGGAACUGAAAAAAUAUGUCGAACGGAGAAUAGUUUGAUGAGGAACAUCGGGCCGCAGCAAUGCAGGGGCUACAGGCCGCGAAGGAGAAGGCUUCUGGCCUCUUUGCCAACAAACCCUUACUAUUCAAGAACAGCCAAUAUGAAAACUUUCAUGUUGACCAGAAGGGCUAUCAGAUGUACGAUGGCGAUGACCUGGAAACGCCACCAUCACCGGACAGGCCCCCACCACGCCCCAUAGAUAAGUACGUCCGCGCACAAUGCCCAUGCCUGAGUGCGCGUUACACUGUAGCCCUGUUGGCUUGCUUCGGCUUCAGCAUCAUGUUCGGAAUGCGCUGCAAUAUGAGUAUGGCCAAACUGAAAAUGACCGGAAAAGGGCGCAACGACACUGACGCACCAUUUCAAUGGACUCUCGAAAUAGAAUCGUCAAUCGAUUCAUCGUACUUCGCCGGCUACCUCAUCACUCAAGUGCCGGGCGGCUACUUAGCCUCCAUGUAUCCGGCCAACAAAAUCUUCGGGGCUGCCAUUGUGCUAUCGGCAUUGUUGAACAUGGCGAUUCCUGGCGCUAUGUCUGUAGGCCCUGCGGCUGUGGUCAUGUUAAAAAUUGCUCAGGGAUUCGUUGAAGGCGUUACAUAUCCUUCAUGCCACGGAAUCUGGAGGAUGUGGGCACCUCCACUCGAGCGCUCUCGUUUGGCAACACUAGCAUUUUGUGGGACAUACGCUGGCAUCGUUAUUGGCAUGCCAUUGUCUGGGUUACUGGCAGAUUACAUUGGUUGGCAGGCGCCAUUUUACUUUUAUGGUACAUUUGGAAUUAUUUGGUAUGCGUGUUGGCUUUGGUUGGUGUUCGAGAAACCCAGUAAACAUCCAUGUAUAACCGGGAAGGAACUGACGUAUAUUGAACAAUCGCUUGGCACCGCCACCCAGGCCGCGAUGCCAGGAUUUUUUGCAACACCAUGGAAAGCAUUUGCCACAUCUCCUCCAGUAUACGCUAUCAUCGUCGCAAACUUCUGUAGGACUUGGAACUUCUGUUUACUGGUGAUUUUCCAGUCUGCAUACUUUAAUUCCAGAUUUAAAAUGGAGAUAACCGAGUCCGGUUUUGUGGGGGCGAUUCCGCAUUUGAUCAUGACGUCACUGGUGCCCAUUGGAGGAAUGCUCGCUGAUUAUUUACGUAAGAACAAUAUUAUGACCACGACAAACGUGAGGAAGCUGUUUAACUGUGGUGGAUUCGGUUUGGAGGCUUUCUUCUUCGUACUCGUCGCUUAUGCCAAUAACAAGUACGUAGCCACCAUCGAGCUGACCCUUGGAGUAGCUUGCAGCGGUUUCGCCAUAUCAGGUUACAACGUCAAUCAUCUCGACAUCGCUCCUCGAUACGCCUCCAUACUGAUGGGUCUAUCUAAUGGCAUCGGUACCAUCGCUGGAUUCCUUGUACCUAUAGUCAUCGACUACAUGACCCAGGAUAAGGAUAAACAAGAGAAAGCUAUAACCGAGUGGCGAGAAGUGUUCCUGAUGGGUGCGACCGUACAUUUCAUUGGUAUCACUAUUUACGGUAUCUUCGCUUCUGGCGAACUUCAGCCUUGGGCCGAGACUGGCUGUGAAGAGCCCACGACUUAUUCCAAGUCUUUAGAACAAGAAACCACAUUCACUGAGAAACCCUCAGCGCCUCUUAAGGGUUCGGAGGCGCCAGCUUACGGCGCGAUAGUCCCGCAGCGGCCUAUCGGCUUCGAGCAGCACGUUCCCAACAACCCAUUCGUCUCAGGCGCCUACUAUCAGACCGAGCAAGUGCAGCCUCCCACUGAUCCCCACCAGAAUCUCACCGAUGACGGCACUUACUAAUUAUUCAUAAAAUUAUUAAUAAAUGUAGUUAGCCGUUGCAGAGCUGUUGUUUUACAGAUUUUUUAAUUCUCAAAGAUGUGAUGCUUUUCAACACAUCAAUUUACUCGUACGUUUCGAUAUGACUCAAAGCACAAAUUUGCGGGUCCUUGACCUUUGUAUUAAAAAAACCCUUGGCAUAGAAAUAAUAUAUGUUAGGAACUACUAUUCGAAAACUGUUAACUUGUAUUGAACUAAAACUGUUGUAACUUUUCGCACUAAAAUUUGAGGUUAAGAAUUUUCUUAAAAGUAAUAAAUACGCUUAACAUAAUGUUUAUUUUUCUGAGUGGUAAAGUAAGUGUUUUUUUUUUUUCUAAAAUAAAUUGGCAAAUACGUUUGUUAAAAUCACAAUAUAUUUAUCGCUAUUAAAAUUAUUAUAUUGUAGCAUGACAGUGUUAAGAAUAAAAUUAAAUUAUUUUUUGUUAUUUUAUAAUAAUUGUAGCGGAGUCUAAUGUUUUCAUAUCAUUGUUAGCUUGUAAAAUGUAUGUUUUUGUUUGUAGCUGUUUAGUGUUUUUUUGGAUUCAAGUCUACGAAAUUUUGGUUUUAUAACUAAGGGCUAGUAAGAUCGUGUCGAAUAUCAUGUAAAAUCGUUAAAAUAAAAUGCUUUUCCGCCAUCUUAAUAAUUCUAUAACACUUAAAUAAAUGAAGUAGGUAUUCGUCAAAAAACCCAAAUAAUAGUUUAUCUGAGCUAUUUACUAUUUAUUUCACAUUUAAUAUCGUUAUGAUCGGUUUUUGUUUCGUGCAACAAAUGACUUGAUAUUGUGUUUAUUUCUUAUUAUUUCCCUUAAUUAGUAUUUUGACUUGAAUUUUAAUCCUAUAAGAUUGUCGUUAGUUAGUCUCGUUCUUGUUACUAAGUUUUCGUAAAUUGUUAAAAGAUGUUUAUAAAUAUCGAAGUGUUUAUUGUAUAUCUAAGACGUUCGAAUAAAGUAGAUAAUGUAUCAAAUUAAAAUUUACUUGCAUAAGAGUAUAGGUGCAUUCAUCUGUAUUAGUAAUUUUUACAAUAAGGCGCCUGAAAAAACGAUAGCAACUAGCAAAUAUUCGUUAACCUGUCGUUUGAAUAGAGAAAGAAAAACAAAAUUAAGAUAACCACAUAUUUAUUCCAAAGAAAUUCCAAUAGUGAUUGACAAAAAAUCAACUCUGUAAUAUUAAAAAUAACUAGGUAGUUAUUAUAUAAACGAGGAUCGGUUUUAUGAGCUUUAAGUGUAUGUAUGUAUCUGAACUAUUGGUUUUAAUUGGUAAAACGUAAAAUUGACUUGAAAUGCAAUAAAAUUUAAAUGUUUUUUUACAAACAGAUGAAUGCACUCGUAGUAGAAGACAUUUUAAUGAAUACCGUUCUUAAUAAAAGGGAAGAUAAGUCACCUUUUAUUAGUAUACAUAUAAUAGAUCUUUAAAUUUAUCUUUACAAUACUAUCUAAUAUUAAAUAUUAUUUAAAAAUAACAAAUAAAAUAUUUCCCUCUCUCUAGAUGUUGUUCGUAAAAAUUAAGUGGUUUCCUUCUGAAUUUUUCUAUAAACAAUUACAAAAUACUAUCACAUAGUCGCAUAAUCAAGACUAUUUAGAAUGAAUAAUUAUGUAAAUGUUUGUAUUCUCUUUAACUGUUUUCAAAUAUUUAAUCAAGAAUUUAGUGAUUAGGAUUAUAGUUUUAAGUUAGAAAAUCGUUUAUAACAAUAGUAUGUAUGUACGCAGUCUUUUUUGCCACGUACCAUCCGGCCUUGGAAUGGGCUCCCCUCCACGGUGUUUUCCGAGCGCUAUGACAUGUCCUUCUUCAAACGAGGCUUGCGGAGAGUAUUUAAUGGUAUGCAGCGGCUUGGCUCUGCCCCUGACAUUGCUGACGUCGAUGAGCGAUGGUAACCACUUACCAUCAGGUGGGCCGUACGCUCGUCUGCCUACGAAGGCAAAAAAAAUGUUAUGAUAUAAUAGAUUUGCGAUUUCGACCUCAUGUCUCAAGGCGGGCGGCGGCAUUCACGUUGAGAUGUCUAUGGACUCUAAUAUUUUUGGGGCAGAAGGAAAUCGCCCGUAUGAACUAACUAUAAUACUUUGUCUUCUAGUGUAGUGCGUAUCAAACUAAAUUUAACAAACUACAAGUGGGGCAAAGAUACAAGAAAAGACAUUAAUAUUAGUGAUAUAUUUUGUAUUGUAUAGAUUUAAUGUAAUGCUCAUAUGUGCUUACUGAUUAGGUAAUUUGAUAUAAAGCAAAAAAAAAGAAAAAAAAAAUCUUAUAGAUUACGGCUCAAAUUGGUGUGCAAUGAUAAACGUGACAAUAAAAUCUGACUUGUGGUACAGGAGACCAAAUCGCACUUGUUAAAUAAGACGCACGUUAUUUAAAUAAAUUUUAUACCUACUUUUUUACUGACAUUCGGAUUAAUGGCUUAUUAUGUUCCUUUCGUUUAUGAUGAAUUUUGAAAAUAAUUGAACUUAGAUUUGCUCAAAAUAUGUUAAACAAUCUUAAUAUCAAUACCAACGGCCCCAUAAUUAAAUAACCAAUUGGAUGUAAGCUGCAUUUUUUUGUCGUACAUCAAUCAUAUUAUUAGUGUUAUCCUUAAAUUACGUGUAAAAUAAAGUCUACCGUGUCGAGUUAAAUGCGUCUAUUUUAAAGUCAAACUCAGAUAUUGUUUUAGUUGCAAUCACGGUGGUUGAUAAAGCCUACAAAAGCGCAUAACCACAUUGUGCCAUGGCUAUAAAAUCUAGGAAUUAAUUGCUCAGCAUAUGUAUGUAUAGGACAUUUUGUUGUUAACAAAAAUGUAACUGGCAGGAAAAUAGCGUUGGUAGGUAUUUAUAUGGGACUGUAUUUACAUGUAGUGUGAUUCAACUUUGUAAUUCGAAGCGUGGGAUAGUCUUCCUUCUUAUUAAUAUACUCGUAUGUUUGAAUCUGCGCGGUGGCUUUGGUUUGUGAGCUUCCGUAACCACAAAACACUUUGUGAACCGUGAGUUUUGCUAUCCAAGUAAAAACAAUACUUUCUUGUUAUUUUUGAACAGUAUUGAAUAUCGUUAGCCGAAAAGUACAGAGUCGGCACUGUUGUUAUUCCACCUCAGGCUGAACCGAUGCAUGAUACGUUAAUAAAUACAUCUUUGGAAUUUAGAAACUACCUUUAAAUACUUACCUUUAACUACCUUUUAUUUAACUUUGUCGGUUAGCUCGCAGGUUUGCACGGUGUUCACUUAAAGUCAAGGUCACCCUCUUUAGGGCCUACUGUACUAACUUUUACACGUGCAGCUUGUGGGCUGGAUAUACUCAAAGAUCGUACAAUGCUCUCCGUGUUCAAUACAAUAACGCGUUUAGGGUGCUGGUGGUGCUGCCCCGCUUUUGUAGCGCAUCAGGGAUGUUUGCAGACGCGCACAUAGAUUGUUUCUACGCUACCAUGCGUAAGAGGUGUGCAUCUCUGGUAAACAGAGUGAGGGCCAGCUCCAACAGUAUCCUGAGCAUGAUCGCAAGCAGGCUGGACUGUAUAUACAUGGGUCGCUGUGGUGCCAUCUCCCAUGGGAUGUUACCACAGUAAUUCAUUGUGAUGUAAAUAUAACUACUAUUAACAAUUUAUAUGAGUCAUGGAUACUUGAAAUAAAAACAUUAUUAUUAUUAUUAUUAUAACCUAAAACGGCAUACAAAAACAUUGAAACUAACUGCAUUUGCUGAUUUUAAUGAUUAUUAUAUAAUAUGUUUAUAUUGUGCAUAUUUUAUCUAUUUUUGUUCACCUUAUAAUUACUGACUUAUUUAAUUUAACACUUUGAUUUGAAUAGUGACAUUUUAUUUGCAGUAAAUAUGAAAACUUCUGACUAGGUUAAUAUGUUGUCGAUCCAAGAAUUAUAAAGUCACAAUAGUAAUAAUCGUAAAUAUCUUACCUAUAAAUGGUUAAUAAUAAUAAUAAUAUGUAGGGUAAUAAAAAUCAUAAGACAACACUUAUGUUUCGUUAGCUUUGUUGACGUUGAAUUUACGGUAGGCAGCGGCUUGGCUCUGCCCCUGGCAUUGCUGAAGUCCAUGGGCGACGGUAACCACUCACCAUCAGGUGGGCCGUAUGCUCGUCUGCCUACAAGGGCUAUAAAAAAAAAGAAUAAACGAAACAUAGAAAGGGUGAAAGGUAUUUGGUUUAAGCGGCAUUUUUGCAACUUUACAGGAGAGCUAUUUAAAGUUUAUAAUUUGGAAAAAAUAUCUUAACCAAAAAAAAAACUUUUUCAGCUAUUUUAAUGGAAUAAACCUAAUUGAAGCUUAAUUAAAAACAUCGAACUGUUGAUGUACCUUUAAUUACUAAGAUAAAUGUCGCGUGUUAAGCGAAAUGGCGUUUAAACCAAAUAACCAAACCUCCCUCCCUCCCCGAACUCUGUAAUUUUUUUUAAAAACGGAAAGAUCACAUCCUUUUAUUAUAUUUAAGCCUGCAAGACCUGUGCCGCCAAAACAUUUUUAUUAUGUGUAAAAAUAAAUUUUAGCAUAAUAGGGCGUAUUAAAAUAUAGACCUAAUUUUAUAAAAGUUUCAAAGUUUAAAUUUAUUCACGGUAUCUUAAGUUUUAGGGACAUUGCGGAGAAGUAUCGUAAGUGAAUUCUGUAUUAGUGGAUAAUUUUAAGAUCAACUAACGAAAUAAAUUUUAGACAUUCAAGAAUAACGUAUUAUUAACGCUAACACGUUAAGAUUUUUCUGUUGUUAUUUCAUUAAUGAAUCAAUCGUGAACAUAACGUUGUCUCUGGUAAAGAUGCUACUGUGAAGUAAUAAUUACCAUCAUACUUUUUAAACUAAAGCGGCCGUUGCCUAUUUAAGUUGUUGUCUCUACACCGUCAAUUUUGUUAUUUAAGAUUUAUGUAUGUAUGUAAUUUGUAGUUUUGAUGCUUUUAAUUUCAAUAGUAACUUAUAUUCCGUUUACGUUAAAUCUUCAAGCCUUUUAGAGGAGGUUAUACAGAACUUUUGACAGCGGCUUGGCUCUGCCCCUGGCAUUGAUGAUUUUCAUGAGCGACGGUAACCACUCAACAUCAGGUGGGCCAUAUGCUAGUCUGCCUACACGGCCAAUAAAAAAUAAAAAAUAAAACUUACGUGCUCCAUUUCGAGGGUUAACAGUUGAAAUGGAAACUUUAAUUUUAGUGGCCAAUAUGGCUGGGAGCAUUGAGUUAACCUCUUUAAAAGACUACGGUGACCAAAGAAACACUAGAUCUAGAACUGUCAAUCUAAACCAGAAGAAAUAAUUUGAAUUUGUUUUCUGAAUGUGACCAGAAUCUGUUCUUCGUGAGUAAAGCUUAUUGACAUUGUAAAUUGGUCGCGUUAAGGAAAAAAACAAUAAAACCAAAUGAUUCCUUUGCCCGAAUUGUUUUUCGAUAAAAUUAACGAAUUCGAAUUUGACAAUAAUUAGGUUUUAAUAGGCCGGGAAAUGUGCAUAAAAUGUUUGAAAAUGUUGUAGUAGUGGCUUUAUCUUUUUGACUGUUAAUUAAUAGUUAAUUUAUGUGAUAAUUUUCGCAAUGUCCAAAUUGCGGUGGAUAGGGUAUUACGAUCCCCCUCUCACUUGUUGUUGUGCACCUAUUGUAAAUAAUAACUUCGUAUUUAAGUAAAUAUAUAAUAAUUUCGACCCUUUAUAGCCAAUUAUAAAAAAGUAGAGUUAAAGAGAGAUAGGUGUAGAUUUAAAAAUGUUUCACCGUCGAAUUUGUUGUUUUAAAUACUUAGAUGUAUUUACUUUUCUUAUCAAUAUUUUGUAUUUAAUUGUAAUCCGCGUACUAAGUACAUGCUUUCAAAUUUAUAUUGAGUUAAUUUAUCAACCGACUUGAACUAGCCUAUAAUUGAUAUUGUACUAUCGUUAAUUUCUAUUAAAACAUCACUAUAAACCACUUCGUGUUGGUUAUGAAGUUUUAAAUCACUACAUUAUCUAGAAAAAUUGUUGUUGAUCAAAUCAACACGAAGCAAUAUUUUAUGAUCUACAUUUUUUACAAGAUAUAACAAGUUUGCGUAUCUGUUCAUUCGUUUAUUCAUUCGUUCAUUCAUUAUUUUCGUAUGUGAAAUUUAAAUUAUUAACUUUAAAUCUUUGACAAUAAGUAUAUAUUUAUAAGAUAGUGAUAGGACAAUAAUGGGGUGAUCUCACUCUGUAAGGCUGUGUUGACAAUAAUGCUUCAUAAAGCGACAGUAGUUUGUAAAAUGAAUAAUAGGUAUAGGAAUUUAUAUUUCAAAAUGUAUUGUAAUAUUUGUGAAUUGUGAUCUUAGUAUAUUUAAGCACAUAUGUAUAGAGUAUAAAAUUUAUUAUUCAAAUUGUUUAUUUCAGCUUAUGAAUAUAUAUAUUUUUAUAAUUUUAGUACAAAAAAGAAUACCUAUUGACCUAUUUGACGAAAUAAAUGCCUGAAAUUGACGACCCAGUUUCUGUAUUGAAAUGGACACUAAAUACUCAUAAGAAUUGUCCGAGACAAAGGCAGUGAUUUUUAUGUUCAUAAUUUAAAAGUCUAGAUAUAAUUUUACUAUCUAUUUGUUAUCUCGACUGUGACCUUUAAGUCAAAUAUUUGUAUAGAAUAUUAAUUAUGUACAUUCUUCUAGUAGAGUAGUCGAGCUCUAAAAUAUAAAUUAAAUGUAAUUAGUAAUAUUUAAUAUAGGCAGUGGAGUGUUUUUAAGCGCUAACUGUUUUUUUUUAAUAAUUCAAAAAAAUACAAUUGAUAUUUGUUAAGUUUUUUUUUGCUUUUAAUGUUAUAGUUACUCGCGUACCUCGGCAAUACCAAUAGUGCAGCCAAAUAACGGUCUAUCCCUGAAAACUCCUUUCAAAGUAAUUUUGAAGAAGUAUUUUAGGUUUUUUCCGUUAAAAUAAGCACGAUGAUUUCAACUUUUAAAAUGAUUUAUUAUUAUUUGUCGAACAAUUUGAAUUUAACGAAAACACUAAAAGUUAGUUCUAUUUUUUUUUGGAACGUCAAAUUUCUCCAAUUAAUGUAUACACAUUAAGAGCACCCCCUAAAAUACUUAGUAUUGAAUGUAUGUUUUAAUAAUUUUUAAUAUUGUAUUGUAUAGGUAUUGUAACUUCAAUUUUAUUUCACGAUUAACUGCGCUAAUUGCGCAAAUCUGCGUUAGUUGCGAAUGGUUUUUAUUGUACAUUUAUGUACAUUAUAUGUUAGACUUGUAAUUGUUGUAGUUACAAAAUAUAGUGUGCUCGAAAUUAGUUAAUGCUUAAAAACACUUCAUAAAUAACUCUUAAGAUAUGUAAAUUAAAGGUAAAUUGCAAGAAGGCACUGAUUUGUCAAUUAUUCAUUAGACUCAUGAUUAUGGAUUUGCUUUCAAAGUCCUCAUAAAAAUUAAAUAGUGUAUCGGCAUGAAGAUUAGUUCGCUUCGUUUAUUUGGCUUUUUAUAGGAAUCAUAUUAUUGAUUGUCUUUUUUUGUGUACGUUUUUAGAGCGAUACAAUUAGUGUGCUACGCAUUUAUUGAUUUUAUAGGCAGCGGCUUGGCUCUGCCUCUGGCAUUGUUGAAGUCCAUAGGCGACGGUAACCCUUAGGUUGGCCGUAUGCUCGUCUGCCUACAAGGACAAUAAAAAAAAUUGAAUAUUUUUUGUUCGAUAAUCUUUACUAAACCUAUUUCAAUUCAAUUUGUUUCAAAUAUGACACUUGUUGUACAUAAUUGAAACUAUUAUUAUUGUUUUGUUUAUGACGUUUCGUGUGUUACCUAUCUUUAAAUUCGAAACAUCAGAAAUAAAAUAAUGUAAAAAAAACGUGAAAUUAAAAUGUAAAAAUAGUUUUGAUUAGAUUUACAACUCGCGAACAGCUAAGAAACAACUAUGAUACUCAGUUUUGUACAUGUAAUUCAUAAAUAAAAAUCUAGUAAUACCACAGAUUAACUUUAUAGUCUUAUUUUAUUAUAAAUUAAUGAUUAAAGAAGCUAUUUUUUGUUUGCGUAGUUCAGUAUAAUAAAUUAGCGGGCCUGUUGAAGUUUUCGUUUUGAUCACGUAGCUGUAAGGGUUUUGUGUGCACGGUACGCUUGACUGCAAACUUAGCAAAAAUCCAUCAAUAUUAUAUGAUAAUAAUAAUAUUAUAUAAUAAUAAUAAUAUUAUAUAAUAAAUAUUAUAUAAUAUAUAGCUGUUGUAAAAUAUUUUCAUAGAUUAGAAUAAGCUAGUCAUACGAAUGCAGUAUUAAAAUGUGUAUUGAUGUAUCAAUGUUUUUUUUUAAAUGUAGUAUAUAACGGCCUACUUUUAUAUAGAAUGUAAAUACUUAGUUCUGUUCUUUUUUUGGUAUUUUUUUGGGAUAUAAUUAAUUAUUUUUAUCAAUGAAGAUCGCUGAAACCUGAAUAUUUAAAUUCCCAUUUCAAUCUGUAAAACAGUUUGAUGAAUUUAUGAGAUGAAAACUAGAAUAUAUAUUUUUUAUCUUUAAUUUUCAAUACAAUAUGUACGUACUACUUUAACUUCAAAAUCACAAUGACAAGAUAUUUACUCUGUAUUUACUGACAAGUAUCAAUUUAAAAUAAACUUUGAUUUUUGUGUGAAACGUAAUAUUACUUAGCAAACUCAAUAGUAUUAUUACAAAUAGCUGAUUUUCUUUUCUUUUUUUUAAUUGUAAUUAUUAAUACAUAAAAAUAGUAUAUGUUUUGUAUUGUAAAUAUUUAAAGUUCUAUUGGUGUAAAUAUUAUUCGUUGUAGAGUUUUAUAUGACAUUAGUUUAUUGGUGAACUGAAUAUAUCAGUAACUUAUUAGAAUUAAGAAAUAAUGAUGUUAACAUUAGAAAAUGAUGUAGAACGUGACGUAGUACAAAAUAAAGAGUAAUUUAAUUGAUUCAAUUGGAAUUGGAUAAAUUCCUACCGGUUCCGUAGAUUAAAAUAUUUUGGCAGUGAUCUGUCUCUUAGUACUUUUCGAGAUUUAGGACAUUACAUAAAAUAUAUUGAAUUCAGACAAAAUUUCAGAUGGAUACAUUAAUUAGCGACAAAAACAGUGACUGAAUUUAAUUAUAAAAUGUCUUAAGCGUCAAAUGACCUGUUCUAAGCGGUUACAGUGUUUUAUGUAGUGAGCAAAUAUAUGGGCAAAGGUGUAUUAUAAAAUAUUAUUCAUGAAAACUCUGCGUAUUCUCUGUAAAUUAUCUAACAAAAUAACGAGUACAAUUUAAAUUGGGUUAAUUAUGUGCUCUUUAUUUUAAAAGUUUAUUUCUCGUAAAAAGAGAAGACCAUCGUUUUUUAUUAAUACUAUUCUCGAGUCUGUGUUAUUCUAUUUCCAAUUUUAUCCAGUUCUGAGCCAGGAAAGCUAAUAACAUAGAUUAUCAACAAAGUAUAGAGACUAUUACUCGAAUACAAACCUAACCUGUACAAUCGACAAUCACUUAUAUCCAAAAUUGUAUAGUACCGGAUUUUAGGCGGAUAAAAAUGUAGAGAGAGGGAAAUAUGUAUUCUUUGUAUGUAUAUUUAUUUUUAAAUAGUGAAUUUAGUCCAUUGUUAUGAUUAUAUGUAAACUUUUGUUAGCACGAUUUAAUUGUUGUAAAUAUUAGUCUUAAUUAUUGGUCUUGACUAUUACUUGAACAAACCAAAUGUUUUCUUAACUUAUUUAUACUUUGUACUCCGACUAUUGUAUACAAUAUAUUUGAAGGUAAAUUACAAACGUAUUGCUGUAUCAUUAUGAGAUUUAUAUGGAAUUGUUUAGAUAAUUUGCAUUAUAAAAUGUUUAGCAAUAGGCUGGAUCUUAAUGAAUUCCGUUGCUUUUUAAUUUGAAAAUUUCUUAUCACGUAAAUGGUACAAAGUAUUUUAGAAAUUGUAUUUAGUAAAAAAUUCUGCAAUAUCAUCAUUUCCAUUGUAUGAGAUUUUCACUUUAUCCAAUCUAAUAAUAAAUAAAAUUUGUGACAUUAUCUUCCUAAAUAUAUGUUUGAAAAAUA
Bombyx mori (domestic silkworm) is the source of this 12391-nucleotide messenger RNA. RefSeq names its product vesicular glutamate transporter 1 (gene VGlut). The record is from RefSeq and is a predicted model, not a curated record. The transcript has 13 exons. Gene Ontology annotation, molecular function: L-glutamate transmembrane transporter activity; neurotransmitter transmembrane transporter activity. The coding region runs from base 806 to 2575 and encodes 589 amino acids. NCBI's taxonomy places the organism in Eukaryota, Metazoa, Arthropoda, Insecta, Lepidoptera, Bombycidae. Gene Ontology annotation, cellular component: excitatory synapse; synaptic vesicle membrane. Gene Ontology annotation, biological process: synaptic transmission, glutamatergic; regulation of synapse structure or activity; transmembrane transport.